UCGUUUUUCGCUGGCUGAGGCCGAGGCCCCCCGACAGAGAGCGUCUUAAUCCCACGUGUGUGUGUGUGCGCGUUUGUACGUGUGUCUGUUCGCGGAGGAAGUAGAAAAACCCGUUUUUUUUUAUUUCGUACUGCCGGAUUCGGAUUUCGUCGGGGAACCGGAAUCUGCGGUGACGUGCAGCAGCAGCAAGGCAAAAGCUGAGUGUGAAAUAAGGCAGCACAAUCUGUGAAGGAGUUUGGAGAAAAGCCACGCAAGAAAUAGUGAAAAAAAAAAAGAGUUUGAAAAGGAAGAUUCCCUUCCUGAUUUGGGAGCGAGCGGAACCUGUUCCGAAGAGUGGUCAACUAAAGAAGAAUCUGCACAAGAGGAAGAGUUCGAGAAUUGCGGCUGGCCCCAACACGGCAUGGAUAUGUUCGAGAAGGGGAGCAUAGUCAACAUCAAACGGAGCGAUGGUCGGGUACAUUCCGCGAUGGUGUCCCGGAUCCACGAGGCGUCACGCUCGGUCACCGUCGAGUGGUACGAGCGUGGCGAAACCAAGGGCAAGGAGGUCGAGCUGGACAUGCUGCUGGAGCUGAACAAGCCGGAGCUGCUCGGCGUCGGGGACGGCGGGCCCAACAGUGACUCGACGCUGGUGCCCCAGCUGCACAAGAAGGACCACAUCACGCCGGCACCGACGAACCUCGCCAGGGAAUCCUCACAGUCCUCCGCCGAGGACGAUGGCUUCCUAGAGGACCAGGAAGAUCCCACCCAGCAACUGCUGCUGCACAACAACGGCGUCAACAACAACAAUGGCUCGAGUACCAAUGGAACCAGCAGCAACGGAACGACCACGAUCGGAAUCGGAGGCGGUGGCGGCGGAACUAUGCCCAUCAGCAGGUCCACGAAUGCGGCAACGAAAACGAACGCCACACAAGGUGCAAUCAGCAGGCUCAACAUGGUAAAUGGAGCGGCCCGAACAGCGCGGACCUCGUUGGCCCCGAGCUACAACGGCCAGUCGUCGGACCAGUCAGAGAACAUUCCCCCGCAGAAGGCUAAACAGGCAAAGGCACAACCCAUCACCAGGAUGUCGAUGACGGCGGCGGUCCCGGCGACGGCGCCCGCCCCCUCCCAGAUCGCGCAACCGGUCAACUCGGUGGCGGCGGCGGCCCUCGGCCAGGCCGGUUCGAACCCGCGUCGGUCGUACGUCGUGAAGGAGGUGGAACGGCUCAAGGAGAACCGGGAGAAGCGGCGCGCCAAGCAAGCGGUCAUCCGCGAGGAGAAGAACGCCCUCAUGAACAUGGACCCGGGCAAUCCGAACUGGGAGCUGUCGGCGAUGAUCCGCGAGUACCAGAGCCAGAUCGACUUCCGGCCGCUGCUGGACGGGCAGGCCAUCGAGGACCACCAGAUUACGGUGUGCGUGCGCAAGCGGCCGCUCAGCAGGAAGGAGGUCAUGCGGAAGGAGCUGGACGUGAUCUGCGUGCCGACCAAGGACACGCUGAUCGUGCACGAGCCCAAAACGAAGGUGGACUUGACCAAGUUCCUGGAGAACCACAACUUCCGGUUCGACUACGCGUUCGACGACAGCUGCGGCAACGAGCUCGUCUACAAGUACACGGCCAAACCGCUGGUGCAGACGAUCUUCGAGGGUGGGAUGGCGACGUGCUUCGCGUACGGCCAGACCGGGUCCGGCAAGACGCACACGAUGGGCGGUGACUUCAACGGCAAGGUGCAGGACUGCAAGAACGGAAUCUACGCGAUGGCCGCCAAGGACGUGUUUGCGUAUCUGCACAGCGCCAAGUACAACCACCUGCAGCUGGUCGUGUCGGCGAGCUUCUUCGAGAUCUACAGCGGAAAGGUAUUCGAUCUCCUCUCGGACAAGCAGAAGCUGCGCGUCCUCGAGGACGGCAAGCAGCAGGUACAGGUCGUCGGACUGACGGAGAAGGUCGUGGACUCGGUCGAGGAGGUGCUGGGCAUCAUCAACCACGGCAACAGUACGCGCACGUCCGGCCAGACCUCCGCCAACGCCAACUCGUCCCGGUCACACGCCGUCUUUCAGAUCGUGGUGCGGCCCAAGGGCUCGACCAAGAUCCACGGCAAGUUCUCGUUCAUCGAUCUGGCCGGUAACGAGCGGGGCGCGGACACGUCCUCCGCGAACCGCCAAACCCGGAUGGAGGGCGCCGAAAUCAACAAGUCACUGCUCGCGCUCAAGGAGUGCAUCCGGGCGCUCGGCAAGCAGAACGCCCAUCUGCCGUUCCGCGUCAGCAAGCUCACCCAGGUCCUGCGGGACUCGUUCAUCGGCGAGAAGAGCAAGACCUGCAUGAUUGCGAUGAUCUCGCCCGGGCUGAGCUCGUGCGAGCACACGCUCAACACGCUGCGGUACGCGAACCGCGUCAAGGAACUGGUGGCCAUUGAUCCGUCGGAGCGGUCGGACGACGUCGAACCGAUGGAGAGCGACGAGCCCAAGAACGGCGGCGGCGGCGGCCUCAACGAGAACGAUCUGGCGCAGCUGCGGUCGCUGAACGAACACGACAUGUCGGUGGAGUUGUACAACCAGCACGCGGCCAUCUCGGACCUGCAGCAGACGGAGGAGGAGGUCGUUGACCACCACCAGAAGGUGAACGAGUUCCUGAUGAAGUUCCUGCCCGAGUCGCGCGAGCUCUACAAGCAGACCAACUUUGUCGACUACGACCAGGAUGCAUACUGCAAGCGCGGCGAGGAGCUGUUCACUCAGCUGGCGGAGAUUGCGACCACCUGCAAGGACCUGAUGUCGGAGUUCCGGGCCAAGCUCGCCAAGGAGGAGAUGCUGUCGCACAAAAUCAACCCCGAGCGAAAGUAUAAAUAAGAGCGAUAGGGAGAGCGAGCGAGCGAGGUUAGUUGUGUUUGUGUUUGGAAAAAAUGAGAGAGUGAGAGCGAGAGCGAUCCUCUCUGAUGAGAAUACGAAAGUUUAUUUGAAGACACAGAACUCACUCACACAUAUAAAUUGGCGAGAGAGAGCGAAAAAUUGCAAAGAGAAGGAUAUUUAUUUAUUUAACUGCGCUUUAUAUCUCCAGACUCUGUUUCUUUUUAGAUUGUUUUGGUUUUGUUUACCCACUAAUGCGUCACACGUACCAACCUUAAAAAAAACUCACUCACACACUCUUAAAAAAAUCGCGUCUGUUGAGAGCGUGUAGUUGUAUCUUUAACGAUAUUAACUCAUUAAACUAUGUAUAAUUUUACCGUAAUAUAGAUAGUGUACAGCUGAUCUGCCGAAGCGAAGACCGAUUCCCUCUAAACAUUCUGAGUUCAGAGUUCAUUCCUUGUUUGUGUGAAUCUUGUCCGAGUUGAGUGAGAGAGCCAAAUCGAAUAAAAAAAAGUCAGAGAGCGACCAACUUGUACUAACUGUGUUAAGACGAAAACUAUUUUAUCUCUCUACUAGUUUGAUGCAAAAAAAAAAAAGAAAUUUGUCAUUAAUUUUGCAUCGACACCCCUUCGUUUAAUUUUAACGCAGUUAAUUUAAAAAGAGAAAAAAGUGGUUUAUUCUCAGGCUCAGCAUUUUUUCCUCCCCGGAGAUAGAGAGCAGUGGAAAGACUCUCUCCGCCAGAGUUGCUUUUUUGUACUUUUCUCUAUGUCGCUCUCAUUCUUUUUGCAGCGCAAGUUGUUAUUCCACUACGUAGGUAAAUUUAAGAAUUUUGGAAUUUAAGAAUUUUAGAAUUUUAGAAUUUUAGAAUUUUAGAAUUUUAGAAUUUUAGAAUUUUAGAAUUUUAGAAUUUUAGAAUUUUAGAAUUUUAGAAUUUUAGAAUUUUAGAAUUUUAGAAUUUUAGAAUUUUAGAAUUUUAGAAUUUUAGAAUUUUAGAAUUUUAGAAUUUUAGAAUUUUAGAAUUUUAGAAUUUUAGGAAUUUUAGAAUUUUAGAAUUUUAGAAUAACUUUCUUUUCUUUUGGAGGCAACGCGAAAGCUUGCCGUAGUGGAAUACCACCUUAAGAGUAAAACAAAAGUUCAAAAAUGCAAUUCUGUCGGAGAGAGACAAAAAAUAAACGUACGGGAAUUGCUUGAAAUUAUUUGAAAACUUCUCACUAAUGUUAACUAAUGGAAGCCAUCCUUUGAACAAAAAAAAACUCUUAGAAGGUUUUGCGAGUAGUUUGUAAAAUAAGCUUACACCAAGAAGAAGAAGAAGCCGAUGAAGAAGACUGUGUGCGUUUUUGCUGCAAACAAAAGUGGUGCAAACACAGUUGAUGAAAAAAAAGUGGAGUUUUGUACACAAACUGAGUGAGUAAGGAAAGAACGGAAAAGCAUGCAAAAAGUAUAUACAGAAAGUUAAAACAUAAAAUUAAUGACUACUAUUCUCUAAUAAUUGAAAAAAAAGAAAGAACAAAAGAGAGAGAGAAAGAAAACGAGUGUAGAUAGGAAAACUGGGCUUAAAAAGUAAAAAACAAAAUGGCAAACAAAAGACGAAACUAAACAAGCAAACAAACAAACUAGAGACAGGUGAAAACAUUAACCAACUAUAUAUCUUAUGCAUAUAUCAAAUUAGAGUGCUAAUAUGUUGACGUGACCAAGUUUGCGAGUCUGAGUGUGAGAACAGAUCACGAAAGAAUGAGAAAGAGCCAGAAAAUUGCAGAUUUUUUUAAAAACGUAAAUGUGUCUUUUGGAGUGAAGUGCAAAAAACGAAAAGCUUGACAGUGGCGUCCAGUUUGAUUUGCGCGUUAGUUAUUUACGUUUACGUUUUUUGGCAACACAAGAAAAAAAAUGGAAACAAAAGCACACAGAUAACGGAUAAGCAAACAAAUAAAAAUAAAUAAUACAAACACAACAAACUCACAAACAAACAAAAGAAAUCUAGCCCCCGAGCGCGCGUUGCGCGCUCAUUGUUGAACAGAAGUUAUAGCAGAACACAAACAGACAGGUACACUCACACAGAAGAGUACAGUUUCUCACAGUUAUUAAAACCUAAACGAAAACAAGAGUAUGGUAAUUAUAAAAUUAACCGCUUUGAUUUUUCUAUUUACGAAUACAAUGUUUUUUUUUUUACUUAUCUCAAAAUGAUAACAAUCAAAAUUAACGAAGAAACUCGAAUCGCUUGACCAAAAUGCG
Molecule: messenger RNA, 5044 nt
Organism: Culex pipiens pallens (northern house mosquito)
Lineage: Eukaryota; Metazoa; Arthropoda; Insecta; Diptera; Culicidae
Product: kinesin-like protein Klp10A
Exons: 10
Coding region: 401-2818 (805 amino acids)
Biological process (GO): microtubule-based movement
Molecular function (GO): microtubule motor activity; ATP binding; microtubule binding
Source: RefSeq, a predicted model, not a curated record